This is a messenger RNA of Penaeus indicus, 954 nucleotides long. RefSeq names its product inversin-like. The transcript is spliced from 8 exons. NCBI's taxonomy places the organism in Eukaryota, Metazoa, Arthropoda, Malacostraca, Decapoda, Penaeidae. Bases 1 to 954 code for a protein of 317 amino acids. Gene Ontology annotation, molecular function: protein binding. The record is from RefSeq and is a predicted model, not a curated record.
AUGACAUCAACAGAGAUCAGAGAUGGCCGAACUCCACUUCAUUACUGCGCUGCAAGCAAGUUCCCGGAUGACAUGUACAAUAUUCUGUGCGAGUCCGUGGCCGACACACAGGAUUUUAGAAGAACGGGGACAAUUACAAGUCCUUUUGACAUGGAGGAAGUGGAAGACAACAAAGGCAGGACCGCAGCCGACUACAUGUCCAACCCGUCAGCCAUCAGCGUGGUCAACCGCCUCGCCACCAAGAAGGGCAGCGGAGGAUCGAAGGGCAAGAGACGCACCCCCCCGAAGAGGAACUCGCCGGGGAGUAAGAGCAGGACGCCGCCGAAGAGAGAUGGAAUGAUGAAUAUCACCGGCGCCAACAUCCGUAUCUGGAUCCACGACCAAGACCUGCCGAAGUUGGAGAAGAUCGUGUGGGAGGGCCAGGGCGACAGGCUACUGAAGGAGACCAGUAACCAUGCUAAAGUCAGGCAGUUCCUCAACCUCGUGCCCAGGAUGAUGACGAAGAUCAAGGAGAUACACAACGCCGCCAUCAACGCAGACCUGGACACUUUAGACGCCAAGUCCGACCCUCCGGAUAUCCUGACGGCGAAGGAUCACAACGGACUAAACCCGCUGCAUAAGGCAUCAGCCCUCGGCCACAAGGAAAUCGUCGAGUUCAUUGUGCAGAAGAACCAAAGCACAGUCUUCGGCCAGGAUAACAAAGGAAGAACUCCCCUGUACUACGCAGCUGUGGCCAAGGAUGGUGGAGAAGUAUACGAGUACCUACUUAACAACGGGUCGGAUCCUGUGCAUAAUGACCAGUACCGCAAGACCGCCGACCACUACCGCUGGAAGCCGAACGACCUCGAUCUCUCCGUCGUGCACGAGACCCCAGCGGCGCCUCGGGACGGGAACUACCUGGACCUCGUAGGGAACGGGAGGUCGAGGGCGCCGUCCAGGUCGAAUGGGAGGUGA